AUGGAUCAUAUACCGUCGUUGCCCAAGUCCAUCAAGGGGAACACCGAACUGCUCAUUUGGGUCGACCUUUUCUCGGGAUAUGUGAUUGCAAAGGCUAGCUCCUCUCGGACGGCACAAACAAUAGCGGAGAAUUACGAAGAAUGUGUGUUUCGACGCUUCGGAGCUAGCGAGGCUAUCAGGCACGAUCGAGAACCGGGAUUUAUGUCCGACUUCUUUCGAGCCUUCAGUCGGAUCGUAGGACAAAAACAGCGUGCUACUAUGGCUUACAGGCCACAAGCAAAUGGAACAGCCGAACGAAUGGUGCAAACCCUGACACAUUCGCUCAAGAUGUACGUGGCUGAAGUUGACCAGCGAGACUGGGAUGAGUAUGCUGAGCGGCUCACAUUUGCCAUUAACACUGCACAAGAUCGGAUCCGGGGGGAUACUCCAUUUUAUCUGAUUCAUGGGUGGGACCCGCGAUCGACUUUGGAGGCUACGCUACCAGUGGGGAAUACGGGGACACGAGAUCGCGAUCCAAAGAGUUGGAGAUACAAAAUCCAAAGACAAUACCAGCGAGCCCGAUCUGCAGUGAACGAUCGUUUACAAGCCGCGAUCCAGGAGCGAGCGGAUCGACACAACGAAGAUCUGGAACCACACGAGAUCGAAGUAGGAACGCAAGUUUGGCUAUACCUGGACCGAGUUAAAGAGGGAUAUGCGAAGAAGCUAGCGCACAUGUGGCAUGGGCCAUUCCGAGUUGCGGACGUAUGUGGAGAUCAUGCUGUAAAACUGGAGAUCGCUGGAACCCCAUAUCGGUUAUUUCCGAUUGUACAUAUAUCGAAGCUAAAAAGGUAA
Molecule: messenger RNA, 831 nt
Organism: Peronospora matthiolae
Lineage: Eukaryota; Oomycota; Peronosporomycetes; Peronosporales; Peronosporaceae
Source: the annotation of a GenBank genome assembly